UUUUUUGCUUGUUGCAAAAGUUGUUUGUUGUAUGUAGGUUUUGCUCAAGUUAUUGUCACAAGAGGAUCGGAUUAGAUAUCGUCGCGUUUUUGUUCCCCAAGGAAGAAGAGAGAAACAAAACAGCGAAGAAGAAAAGAAAAAUGGCAGACACAAACACCAUCAAACCCGCAACAGCAGCGACAUCAGCAAAUCCUAUAAACCUCCAACUCGACUCGCCCCUCCUCACCCUCCCUCCAGAGCUCAAAAACAUAAUCUACGCCUACGCCCUCACCGCCUCAUCUACUUCCGCUUCCACAUCCACAUCCACAUCUACAUCACGCACCAGCACUGCUACAACCACCACCCCAGCAUUCAUCGACGCAAUCCCCGGUUCCCCGCCAUCAUCCGCAACAGCCCCGCCGCAAACAGGCAUAGCACUGCUGCGCACAUGCCGCAGACUCCACCACGAAGUCGACCGACGUCCCCUAUUCAGCCAAAACAGAUUCCAAUUCACGACGCUCGCCAGCCUCCGCGGAUUCUACCGCGCGUUAGGCGACGACUACGGACCUCUUGUGCGGGACAUUGAGAUUGAUGUGCGGGACCUGGAGCUAUGGAAGCCGCGGGAGAUGGGCGAGUGGGUGGAGUAUCUAUCGUCUGUUGCGCGGGGGUGGGACAAUACCACUUCGCGUUCUGGUGCACAGGCAAGGGGGAAGAAACUGCAGUGCUUGAGGCUGAAUUUCGAGUCGUGGCCGGUGCAUAAGACGGAGAGGAGGCUGAUGUGGAAUGCGUUGGUCAUGUUUUUUAUCAAGAUGCGGUUGGAUGGGCUGGAUGUGGAGAGGGUUGUGAUUGUGGGGGCUAGCAAAGGGGUUGGCAUGGCGAAGCGGGAGCCGUGGUCUCAAGUGCAUUUCGUGGGGUCCGACGAUGUUGGGCCGCCCGAGUUGGUGAGAUAUAUGUGGGAUGUGGUGGGACAGGACAAAGAGUUGAGGAAAGUGGUUAGGUGGGAGAGGAGGGAUGGGAAGCUGUAUUUGGAGGUUGUGUCUGUCAAGUAUCUGGUGGAACGUGUCGACCCCGACUGGACUGGACCUUGCACGCGGAAAUCGAACGCUGACCCGUGGCCUGAGAACGGAUCUUGUACCUGGUCUGCAUACCAGCAUCGCAAUCUGGACAUCACCGAGCCGAACGCGUAA
Messenger RNA from Periconia digitata, 1166 nucleotides. NCBI's taxonomy places the organism in Eukaryota, Fungi, Ascomycota, Dothideomycetes, Pleosporales, Periconiaceae. The record is from the annotation of a GenBank genome assembly.